AUGGAGGGCAAAAGACCGAAGCUAAGAUGGGACGUUCCAAUGCGCCAAGCUCUUUGCUGUCUGUACCGGUUUUUCCGAUGCAACAAGAAACAAAAAGAGGAGAUCUUCUUCUCUAUGUUCCGCGACAAUCUGAGAAAACGUGGAAUUCAUCGAUUUGUUCCAGGUAAAACGCUUCACGCACAGUGGAACUGGAUGAGAAACACUGGCGAUCUUAUCUGGUCGCAUGUCCAUCGGAACACUGAUUUCAAUAUGGACGGAGAAUGGAGGAACGUCAUCCAGCGCAUCAAGUCCACUGCAUUGACAAUGCACCUCCCUCUUAUCGAGAAGACAGAGGAUGACAUUGACACUGCUCAAUGGGGCACGCGAAUGACAAUGGCCUUGAGACUGAGAACUGAGUCCCCCCCGCAGACCCCCCACCCCAUGUCAUUUUCACUCCACCAGCGAAGAGCAGAGGAAAGGAGCCAUUAUUUUGCCAAAAGUGAUGAUCAAAAAAGUGAGAGUAUCACAAUGAGUGUCGGCCAGAGUCAGGAAUGGGCCGACGAGCCGAGACAUAUCGACCCUCUGGAAAACAAUGAGGCUGUUGUUACCAGUCAUGGCAAGACGUGUAUCUGGUGUGAGCAUGGAUUGGCAAUUGACGAGACAGAUGGUCCCGAUGAAUGGACCCAACAUACUCAUCUUGACCAACACAAAAUCCUCGACGAAAACCAGUCCCAGCAUCAGCACCAAGGGUACCAAGAUUUGGGCCAACAGGUUCAAGAUCAACAGCCAGAUCAACAGCAAGAACACCAAGGCUGCAGCCAGCAGCAUCAUGGCCAGCAAGGCUAUCACCACGACCAUGAGCUGGCCAUGAGAGGAGUUCCCGCCGACAAAAUGCCACCGUUGCUGUUUCGGUGGUCAAACCGUGACUCGCAAGGAGUCAACUCGAAGACUGUUUUUCUAGCCGGGCUUUUCUGCAACGGUGAAUGGCUUGACCCUGAAGACUUAUCUGAUGACCGUUUCGAGAGCUUCUUUCGAAGCCAUGUCACCAAGGAAAAAGUCAAAACGCCAUUCAUUUCUACCUCUCAUUCUCCUUUGGCACCACUUCACCGUGCUAUUGCUAAUCAAAACGGUGCCAUGCUGACCGUAAUUGACACCUCGAAGCUAGAAACAAAAGUAUUCUAUGCCCAUCCGCUUGCGAUUCGGACUAGGACUUUUACCUACAGCUGGAAGGGAUAUGGAGAGUACCUCAUCUGGGGCCGUAUCCCACUUGAGGCAAUUGGUUUCAGCGUCGAAAUAACAAGUUUGGAGCAAAUCAUACAAUCCCACCGCGAUGUCGCUCGCUUGAUGCAAACCGCUCUUAUCCGUGGCUCUCCACGCUGCAAUCAGAAGUUGCGAGACAUGCUGGCGGCAAAAAGAAAGUCGCCUUUCCAGUCCGGUCGAACACUUGGAAAGUUGUUGACUCUUCUUGAAGUUCCAACGGUCCACUGGGACAACAUAACAUCAAGAUUUGCCAAAUCAUGGGGUUGGAAAUAUGCUAAAGAGAUCGUUCUGCUCCACAAUGGUCUUCGAAGUGCACCACCUUACCUGUCCGAGGAAUUGUCAGAUUCUGAAAGUGAAGUUCCAUGGCCCACACCCCAAAAGACGCCAGUGAAAACUUCCCAAAAGAUGCCAUUUUCAUCUGACUGCGUUUCUGAUCUAGACUACGAACCGUCCGAGACUGACAAAGGCUCGGGAGGGACCUCAGAGUCGGAAUACAUGGACGAGUCUCGAUCGAUGACGAUCUGCGAUGUGAGCGAGACAUCGGAUGACGGAAAGUUCUCAACACAUGAGACGCUGUCUAGUGGGAUGUUCUCUGAAAACGAUGCCCCCGAACCCUCCUCGGGACCGGUACAUAGUCAAGAAGUAAUUGAUCUCACCUCGGAUAACGAGGAUACUAGUUCUCAGCGGGCAUUGCAAUUGGGCUGGCCGUCCGAUGAUGAAUAUAUGUACCCCGACACGCCCACAAAAAUCAGGGGAAGAAUCCCAUUGCAAUCGGGACAAAGCACCAUCAACAAUCUUGUCCUAGAUGGUCAUACAGAUAUGGACUUUUUUGAGAAAGUCCGAACUUGGGCUCAUCACGAAAACUGA
This is a messenger RNA of Penicillium hordei, 2106 nucleotides long. RefSeq lists its product as uncharacterized. The transcript has a single exon. The coding region runs from base 1 to 2106 and encodes 701 amino acids. The record is from RefSeq and is a predicted model, not a curated record. Lineage: Eukaryota; Fungi; Ascomycota; Eurotiomycetes; Eurotiales; Aspergillaceae.